Messenger RNA from Amphimedon queenslandica, 987 nucleotides. Its product is annotated as pre-mRNA-splicing factor ISY1 homolog. The transcript has 8 exons. The record is from RefSeq and is a predicted model, not a curated record. Lineage: Eukaryota; Metazoa; Porifera; Demospongiae; Haplosclerida; Niphatidae. Gene Ontology annotation, biological process: generation of catalytic spliceosome for second transesterification step. Bases 82 to 906 code for a protein of 274 amino acids.
GUACCUUGCUGUUAUCUAUGCAUAGGAGAAUCAUCUAGUUGGGGUGGAGCAUAGGCGUGGUUUUAAUCAUAGAUAUUAAAAAUGGCCAGAAAUCAGGAAAAAGCAAUGCUCUUAUUGAACAGAUAUUGGUCAGCCAAAAAAGAUGAGGGAAAAAUUCGGGAGCGUCGACCUUAUUUAGCUAGUGAAUGUGAUAGUCUGGAAAAGGCUGAAAAAUUUCGUUUCAAUAUAAUAGGAGAAAUAUCAAGAAAAGUGACACAAAUACAGAACCCUGGUCUAGGUGAAUUCAGGAUAAGAGAUCUAAAUGAUGAAAUAAACAAGCUUAUAAGAGAAAAGAGACAUUGGGAGGAACGCAUAUUGGAGUUAGGUGGACCUGAUUAUAAUAGGCAUGGUCCAAAGAUGAUCGACCAUGAAGGCAAAGAGGUGCCUGGCAACCGUGGCUACAAGUACUUUGGUGCUGCUCGUGACUUACCUGGUGUGAGGGAGCUCUUUGAAAAGAAACCUGCAAAGCCAGCUCGUCUAACACGUGGUGAUCUUGCUCGUCGUGUUAAUGCUGAUUAUUAUGGUUACCGGGAUGAAGAUGAUGGUGUAAUUGUAGCAUUGGAAGAGGAAGAAGAAAAGAAAGCUAUUCAAAAAGUCAAAUCACAGUGGGAAAGCCAAGAGAAAGUUCAGGCUAUUAUUGAAGAUGAGAUUGAUAUAUAUGCUCAGUCUGAGACUAUUGUUCCUUCAGAUGAAGAGGGAAUAGAUGUUGAAUGGGAAGAAGGAGAUGAGAAUGAUUCUGUACCGUCGCAACAAGAAAUUGAAGAAAUGCUUGUCCGUCGAAGGAAGAAGGAACUCUUAGAGAAAUAUACCAGUGAAAUGCUAGUGCAACAGAGCGAAACAUCAAAGGCAUUGUUAGGACUAACAUAAAAAUGAACUACAUCUGAGGAUUUUAUGUAACUUGUAAUUAUAAAUUUUUUGAUGAUAGUCAGAGAUAAAGUUACAUCAUAA